UAAAAGAAUAAAAAAGAUAAUUAACAUGUAAUGAAGAGUUAGCCAUUCAAAAUUCCAUGGAUUAUGCUUUUUUAGCAUAUAAUAUACGCCGACCCAGAGGAUAAAUAAAUCAAAAGUGUUCUUUACGUAGUAGACUUAUCGCUUAACUAAACUUAGUGUUGUACCGUUAACCGUGAAAUGAAAAAACACAGAAACACUGACAUUUUGAUUGGACCAGCUGAAAAAAGGAGCAAGAUGACUCAAAUUCAGGCUGUGUAUCGUCCGUGUCUGUUCCUCGAUAUCAAAGUGUUACGUGGUCGGAAUGUUACCUUGGGCACUUACACUGACUGGGUUGAUACACCGGAUCCAUACGUAAAACUGUACAUUAAAACAGCAUCAAAUGGCAGGAAGAGAACCAAAGUGAAAAACAACACAGCUAACCCUGUGUGGGAAGAAACAUUUCAGUUUUACCUUGAUCCAAAUGUGAAAAACAUUUUGGAAAUAACUCUAAUGGAGUCAGACACAGUUGGUGACGAUUUGGUGGAUACAAAGUCAUUCGACUUAAGUGCAUUGAAAAUUGAUGAAACUUACAAGAAAACCUUUGUCUUUAAAGAGACCUCAGAAGUUGAUGUGGAGAUGAAAGUCAAAACAUGCUCUGCGCCUACAGACAUGAGGUACAGCCUGGACCUUUGUGACGAGGAAACUGAUUUUCGUCAGAAGAGGAAAAGGGUUGUUUUUGAGACCAUGAAAAAACUGCUCGGAGAACGAGGACCAAAAGAACUUGGCGAGGUGCCCUCGAUUGCUAUUCUUGGUUCAGGAGGAGGAUUUCGUGCCAUGGUUUCUCUCAGUGGUGUAUUCUGUGCUCUAAAGGAGAUGGGUGUGUUAGACUGUGCCAUGUACACAGCAGGACUGUCAGGGGCAGCAUGGUAUCUUUCGACGUUAUAUUCUCAUCCUGACUGGCCGAAUACCCAUCCGAGCAAAAUCAGGCAAGAUUUGAGAAAAAAUUUGACAGACAACUGGAUGUGGUUGCUAUUGACUCCAUCAUGGAUGUACAGUCACAUGAAUAUCAUUCUGGAUAAAAGAUCACGUGGACAACCAGUCAGUUUCACAGAUUUCUUUGGUUAUCUGGUUGGAGAAACUAUUCUGAAGGACCGGCAACAUGUUCCAAAAUUGAGCGAACAGCGCCAUGCAGUGAAAGACGCCGCGGCCCCAAUGCCACUGUACACUUGUCUGCAUGUAAAGAAGAACAAAGUUGCACAAGAUUUUUGCGAGUGGCUCGAAUUCAGCCCAUAUGAAGUAGGGAUGACAAAAUAUGGCACUUUCAUGAAGACUGAGCAUUUUGGAAGCAAGUUCUUUUGUGGGAAAUUGGUAACACCUUACCCUGAGCCUCCACUGUUUUACUUGCAAGGAGUUUGGGGCAGCGCUUUCACCAUCAUGCUUCAGCGAAUACUACACGAAGGCCAGUCACCAACCGACACAAUAAAAAACAUGAGCAACUCUGGCGACUUGAGACACGAGUUACAUAUGGAUAUCUCAAACGACCCUGUGAGUGAGGACGAGGAAAGCGAUGAGGAAAUGGACAUUGAUGCAGUUGAUGAAAAGGAAAUGGGAGAUGAAUACAGCCAUAAUGAAAACCACAGCUUCCUGAUGAGUAUAGCAGAGAGCUUCGUGGAGAAAAUUUAUUUCCUGAAAACCCGGUCUGGUCGAGCAGGCCUGGUGCACAACUUUCUACGCGGCCUUCAAAUGAUGUCUGCCCCAGUCCCCUCGGCUGAAGCAGAACAGGUCACUGACACCGCUUACCAAUUAGCAGCGAAGGCUAAACGUAUAUACUUGGUUGACAGUGGGCUCUUGUUCAAUUCACCAUACCCGCCGCUACUCAGACCGGAGCGAGAUGUUGACAUUUUCCUGUCAUUUGACUUCAGUGCUCGAGAGAAGGACAACGAAAUUUCUUUUCAUGAACUGUAUUUGGCAGAGCAAUGGGCAAGAGCAAACAAUUUGAAGUUCCCACCAAUCAACGCCAAGGAACAGUUGGAAACGGACGGAAUCAAAGAGUAUUACGUGUUCACAGAUCCCGCGGAUCCUACCUGUCCAGUUGUGGUGCAUUUUCCUCUCGUCAACAAAACCUUCAAAGAACAAAGCGAACCAGGAGUCCCCCGUACGACUGCUGAAGAAAGAGAGUUUGCAAACUUCUCCGUGUUUGAAGAUCCUGACGCCUAUUAUAGCACGUUCAACUUUCAUUAUCCCACAAAGCCAUUCGAUCGUCUUUCAGCAUUAACAGAAUUCAACACUCUGUUGGGUGAGCAGGCCAUUAAGGGUGUCAUAGCUGACUGUGUGAAGAAGAGACGCGAAGCAAAACCGAGGAAUGGUAAUGGAGUGAACGGGAACUCCACGAAGAAUGGAAGCCAUUACUAACUGCGUUUUUCUUUACUAAGAUAUAUAAAUCAAAUAUCGAUGAAAAUUGCUAGUGUAGUGUAGGGAUUAUUUAAUCAAUCGUGUUUAACUAAGAAGCGUCAGUUACGUAACUUCACUGUGGGAAUAGAACUGGAAUGCGCAGGGGGCAAACUAGACUUGGGCUACUCGCUCGACAUGCUAUGUUUUCGGGGUUAAACUGUCAGUUAAUUGUGCUUGUAAUAGUAAAAAAUAAAACCUCAAUCGUAUUGUGUGA
Pocillopora damicornis (cauliflower coral) is the source of this 2644-nucleotide messenger RNA. Its product is annotated as cytosolic phospholipase A2-like. Gene Ontology annotation, biological process: glycerophospholipid catabolic process. Gene Ontology annotation, cellular component: cytosol. Gene Ontology annotation, molecular function: calcium ion binding; calcium-dependent phospholipid binding. Lineage: Eukaryota; Metazoa; Cnidaria; Anthozoa; Scleractinia; Pocilloporidae. The record is from RefSeq and is a predicted model, not a curated record.